Molecule: messenger RNA, 1892 nt
Organism: Carassius carassius (crucian carp)
Lineage: Eukaryota; Metazoa; Chordata; Actinopteri; Cypriniformes; Cyprinidae
Gene: rangap1b
Product: Ran GTPase activating protein 1b
Exons: 16
Coding region: 103-1791 (562 amino acids)
Biological process (GO): activation of GTPase activity; signal transduction; nucleocytoplasmic transport
Cellular component (GO): perinuclear region of cytoplasm; nucleus; cytosol
Molecular function (GO): small GTPase binding; GTPase activator activity
Source: RefSeq, a predicted model, not a curated record
GCCGCCUCCGCGUGCCUCCUGUUGUGAUGGGCUUUCUCUAGUCAGGCUAGUUAUCGGCUGGUUUCUGUUAAUAUCUGUGCCGAGGUGUAAGUAGAGAAAGAAAUGGCUUCUGGAGAUAUUGCUCAGAUUACAGAGGCGCUGGCCAAAACUCAUGUUGGAGAAGUGGAAUUAAGUUAUAAGGGACAAGGGCUGAAGUUGGACAAUGCUGAGUCAGUGAAAGAAAUGGUGCAGGAGAUCGAGCGGUGUCAGGGGCUGCAGUCUCUCAGAUUAGAGGGAAACACAUUGGGGGUUGAAGCAGCACAGGCAAUUGCAAAAUCUCUUGAAGCGAAAAGGGAAUUGGAGCAAUGCCAUUGGAGUGACUUGUUCACGGGUCGCCUUCGCUCUGAAAUUCCACCUGCUCUGAAAUCAUUGGGCUAUUCUUUGAUGACAUCGGGGGCCAGACUGACUCAUCUGGACUUGAGCGACAAUGCCUUUGGCCCUGAUGGUGUAAAGGGAAUUGAAAGCCUUCUGAAGAGCACUGCAUGCUACACUUUACUUGAGCUCAGGCUUAAUAAUUGUGGCAUGGGCAUUGGAGGGGGUAUGGUCCUUGCUUCUGCUUUGACUGAAUGUCACAAGCAGUCUAGUGCAGCUGGCUCUCCCCUGAGGUUAAAAGUCUUCAUAGCUGGACGUAAUCGGCUGGAGAAUGAUGGUGCUACUGCACUUGCCAAAGCAUUUAAGUUGUUAGGCAGUCUUGAGGAGGUCCAUAUGCCACAGAAUGGAAUCAACCAUCUUGGUAUCACUGCUUUAGCCACUGCCAUAAAGCACAACCCAAACCUUCAGGUCCUCAACCUCAAUGACAACACUUUUACUAAGAGAGGAUCGAUAGCCAUGGCGGAGGCUAUUAGGUACCUCCAGUGUCUUAAAGUCAUCAAUUUUGGGGAUUGUUUGGUUCGCUCAGAAGGUGCGAUUGCUAUAGCAGGGGCCCUUAGAGAGGGACUGCCAUUCCUCAGGGAGCUGAAUUUGUCAUUUGGAGAGAUUUGUGAGGCUGCAGCUGUGGUAGUUGCAAAGGCUGUUCGGGGCAAAUCUGAUCUGGUGAAACUGGACCUGAAUGGAAAUUGCUUUGGAGAGGAAGGCUGUGAGGCUCUCAGGGAAGUGAUGGAGAGCAUGAACAUGGAAGAUCUGCUGGGAGCGCUCAGUGAUGAUGAAGGAGAGCCUGAAGAUGAGGAGGAGGAAGAUGAAGAAGAGAAGGAAGAUGAAGAGCAUACAGAGGAAAAUUGUGUCAAUGGAACAAAAGAUGUAAUUGAAGAAAAGGAGGAGCCUCACUGCACUUCUGAGCUCACGUCUUUCCUCAUUUCACCGUCAGCUGAGAAACUGAUCUCCCUUGGACCCAAAAGGGUCCAGCUCAUUGAGCAGCAGGUUGACGUCUCAGAUGCUAGUAAGGUUUCAGAAAUUUUUCUCAAGAUUUCAUCAGUAUACAAAGACGAACCAGAAGUAAAGCAAGCAAUAUUUGAGAGCACUGAUGCCCUGUUGAGGAAAGCCUUUUCCAACUCCCACUCUCAAUCUUAUAGUUUUAUCUCCUCACUGAUAGUGAACCUGGGACUUUUAAAGAGUGAAGACAAGAAGAUAAAGAAGGUAGCUGUACUGCCUGGACACUUACUUGCUUUGGAGCACGCAGCUGCACAAGAGUUUUUCCCAGCAGAUCAGGCUGGAGUUCUGGAAGAAUUUGUGUCACGAAAUGGCAAAGUCUUAGAAUCCUGCUGCAAUGCCAGAGAUGCUCUCAAGACCACAUUGGUGAAAAGGACCACUGCUUAGUUCUUAAAGCCCAUUAUAAAGCCACUGAAAGUACUUAAUACGGGUCAUUCCAAAAAAACAUGACUGGAUACAUGAAACUUUAUUAACUAUUGAUAUAGUUU